AUGAUGCAGCAGUACAUUACCCUUGGCAGCAAGUUCACGAGGCCCCCAAAACAGGGGCAAAGGGGGGCCCCCCAUCGUGGGGGGGCCCCCACCAGUACCCUGUUUCUGGGGCCCCGAGGGGGGCCCCCAGCCAAGGGGCCCCCCACCCAGGACCUUCCCCACAAGCUGUCUGCUCAGGGGCCUCCACCUGGGGGGCCCCCAAAGGGGGCCACCCCCAAAGAGCUGCUUGCAGGGGGUCAAGGGGGCCCCUCAUCUCCGCAGUCUCAUGGGGGCCCCCCGUCUAGAGUGUCUCAUAAGGGGGGCUCCCCUAGUGUGUCUUUGGAGGGGCCCCCACCCUUGGGGCCCCGCUCGGUGGGGGCCUCUGAGGGGCCCUUAGCAGCUGCUGCGCAGAAGGCCCCCAAGGAGGCCCCCAAGGGGCCCCCAAGCAGACCCCCUGCCACGGCAGCCUCAAAGGAAACAGUUCAGGGGGCCCCCCAAAAGGCCCUUCCCCAGGGGGGCACCCCUGGGGCCCCCCUGGGGUCCCCCAAACCCAAAGGGUCCCCAGGGGGGCCCUCUGCAAAACUCGCUUCAACAGAAUUAGGAGGGGGGCCCCCUGAGACAGUCAAGGCUGGACCCAUCAAACAAACUUCGGGGGCCCCCAAGGGGGCCCCUAAAGGUGAACCCCCAGGGGCCCCCAAAGGGGCCCCCCAAGUGGCCCCCAAAGGGGAUUCUACAGGGGCCCCCAAUGCUGAACCCUCUGGGGCCCCCAAGGGGCCCCCAGUUGGGUCUUCUUCAGCUUCAAGGGGCCCCCCUAAAGACGAUUUGCUGCCUCCCAGUGUGCCGGGGGGCCCACCCACAGAAGAAACCCCAAAGCGAGGGGGCCCCCCAGGGGCCCCCCCAAGGGGCCCCCUAGGGGGCCCCCCAGGGGCAUCUUUAAGGCAGGAGGUCCCAGCAAGGCCUGCUGCUGCAGUGAUGCUGGAGCCAGAGUGUGGGGCCCCCCAGGCAGCUGCGCCUAAAGGGGCCCCCGUGGCUGUGGGGGGCCCCCGCGAGGAGGUACUUGCUGCAGCAGCUGCUGCAGCAGCUGCUGCAGAUUCCAAACAACUAGGGGGACCCCAGGGGGCCCCCAAGUUGUCUCCCCCGCAGUCAGGGCCAGGGGGCUCCAAGGGCCCCCCCAAAGUGUCUUCUGUGGAAGGGGCAAAAGGGCCCCCCUUACCAGCCAAGAAAACAGACACAAUUCAGAAUAGGGGGGCCCCCAAGGGCCCCCCCCUGUCUACAUCAGGGGCCUCUGCAGGGUCUGAUAAGCCCCGUAUACCACUGGAAGGGGGGCCCCCAAAAGGAGCCCUCAAGGGGGCCCCCCCUACGGAACCAACUCAGGGGGCCCCUAAGGCCCCUUCCGAUGGGACCCGUGAGGGAACCCUCAAGGGGCCCCCCACGGGGGCCCCUAAGGGGCCUUCAACGGGGGCCCCCAAGGGGCCUCCCACGGAGGCCCCCAAGGGGCCCUCUGCAGGGGCCCCCAAGGGUCCCCCCACGGAGGUCCCCAAGGGGCCGCCCACAGGGGGCCCCAAGGGGCCCCCCACGGAGGGUCCCAAGGGGCCCCCCACGGGGGCCCCCAAGGGGGCCUCCACGGGGCCCCCUAAGGCUCCCCACACUUCUGGGUCCUUGAAAGGAGACACCAGUGGAGAAAAGGCCCCCGCAGUGGAGACAGGGGGGCACCCAGGGGGGGCCCCCUUAGGCAAGGGGCCCCCAGCAGCCUCAGGGAAGGGCCCUACGUCUCCCCAAGGGCCCCCUUCGUCCCCUAAGGGGGGCCCCCCCAAAGAGGCAGGUAAAGUGGGGCCCCCAAAGCCUGCUGAGGAGGCCCUUGCUGCACCCCAAACCCUGGAGGGGCCCCCCAGAGACCCCAUGAAGGGUUUAGCUGCCAUUUUCCGUACCCUGAGGCCCAAGGGGCUCUCCCACCAAGGGUCCAGCCAGCCUGCAGCAGCAGCAGAGGGGGUCCCCCCAGGGGGCCCCCGCUCGGGGGGCCCCCCCAUGACUGUCUUUGGGGCCCUCGCG
This is a messenger RNA of Eimeria tenella, 2028 nucleotides long. RefSeq lists its product as uncharacterized. The record is from RefSeq and is a predicted model, not a curated record. Lineage: Eukaryota; Apicomplexa; Conoidasida; Eucoccidiorida; Eimeriidae. The annotation marks the transcript as partial. The transcript has a single exon.